This is a messenger RNA of Podospora pseudocomata, 273 nucleotides long. RefSeq lists its product as uncharacterized. The coding region runs from base 1 to 273 and encodes 90 amino acids. The record is from RefSeq and is a predicted model, not a curated record. The transcript has a single exon. Lineage: Eukaryota; Fungi; Ascomycota; Sordariomycetes; Sordariales; Podosporaceae.
AUGGGUCAGAAUCUUUCUCUUGAGGAGCCAUUCGCCGACACCGCUGGUGCCGUGUUCGCCAAGGAGGACCAGAUGAACAGCAUCAUCUUGGGCAUCGCGUGGGCUGGGUCGGUGUAUGGUAUCGGCAUGAUCUGGUGCGCCGUCACGCUGCUUUCUCGUUGGUCGGGCAGGGAAUCGGACAGAGAUCCAAACCUAUUCUCGGUACUGGCGGCGUUCUUACUAUCGACGGGGUGGCCGAUGAUUAUGCUCUAUUUCGCAAUGUCGAGUCGGUAG